GGUGCGUGUGUGUGCAUGUCAGGCUGGGGAGGACAGGCUGCAUGUUCAAUAGCUUGAGGGUGUUUUUACGAGCCCCUUUGGGUGAAAGAAACAAACUGUUACCAAACAUCUCGGCAAUCAUCACCUGGGAUUGACGUGUAACUCGGUCAAGCAGAGGAAUGUGCCUGACACUCAAGUCAUAGCCUGCACAGGCCAGUCUGCAGCAAGAUGGGCUCAGAGGAGCGCAGUUCAGCAAUGUCACAGAAGAUAUCUUCAGUGUCACGCAGCAACAGCAGCUCCUCGUCCAAACACGACAGCCGACAGGACAGCUGGGAAAUAGUGGAGGGCCUGCGUGGAGGCUUAAGCUCUGUCCUGGAGCCACAGAAACAGGAGGGCUAUCUGCUAAAGAAGAGAAAAUGGCCCAUGAAAGGCUGGCAUAAGAGAUACUUUUUCCUGGACAAGGGCAUCCUGAAAUAUGGAAAGUGCAGUACCGAUAUUGAGAAAGGGAAACUGCAUGGCUGCAUUGACGUAGGUCUGUCAGUCAUGGCAAUCAAGAAGAAAUCCAAAUGUAUCGAUCUUGAUGCAGAGGAAAACAUCUAUCACCUGAAGAUUAAGUCACCGGAGCUGUUUGAUGAAUGGGUGUCAAAGCUACGUCACCAUCGUCUCUAUCGGCAAAAUGAGAUUGCCAUGUACUCAAACGAGAAGUCCUUCUACUAUCCCCACUACCCCUCCCCCAUCUCACCAGGCAUGCCUGAGAGUGCCUCUGUCAGGAAGUGCAUAUCUGUACGAAGGCAGUCCACUGUGCCUUCAGCAGGAGCCGUCGCUUUAAGCUGCAGCAGCCAGGCCAAGGUCACAGCAUGGCUGCAGUCGUCUAAUGACAUGGACAAGUGCUCAAAAGAUUUGUCGGUCUGUGAGGCCCAUCUGCUGGAGCUCAACCACCUGCUUCAAAGUAUGGAGAUCCUUCACCGCACCUAUUCUGCUCCAUCAAUCCAAGCGCUGCAGGCAUCAACAUAUGACAGCCCAAAGAAGGAAAAGAGACUUCCAAAGAAAUGGCUCACUAAAAACUACAACAAAGACGUCAAAACAACUCUGCAGGUACCCAGCUGCAUCUCCUCUGGCUCUAUUCGCCUUCAUGCCUCUAACCCAAACCUCUCCAGCGCCGCGAUGGGCAAUGACAAGGUCGACACUGAAUCCCUGGAUUCCACUUUUGAUGUUGCCAAGCUGCAGGAGGACUUCUGCCGUGUUGCCACUAAUUUGCAUGCGACCAUGACGUCUGCUCUGAGUUCACUAACAUCUGAGAGAGAGAGACUAAAACAAUGUCUGGACCAUGAAACAUGUCCCCCUACCUCCCCGCAGGUUGUUGGUUUGAAGAACGCACUGUCAUCAGCUUUAGCCCAGAACUCUGAGCUGAGAGAGCGCCUGGGCAAGAUUCACGCUGAGUCCAACAUCGUAGAACCCACACUAAUAAAUCUCACUGCCCCUUUGCAGAAACAAGACUCCGUGGACGAAUCCCAUCCCCUCGUACACCAAGUGUCCAAUGAGAGCAGAGCUUCAAUCACAGAGUCUUUGUCUGAGUUCUUUGAUGCACACGAGGUUCUGUUGUCUGCUAGUUCUUCUGAAAAUGAGGCAUCAGAAGAUGACUCAAAUAUAAGUGACAUUAGUGACAAUAUUUCCAUUGACAACUUCAGCAACGAGACAGAAAGUGAGAGACCAAACUCAGGCCUUUGUCAGCGUAGAUCCUGUCUGCCCUCACCUUGCCCCAACAAUAGCACCAUCAGCCUGUGGAACAUCCUGAGGAACAAUAUAGGCAAAGACCUUUCUAAGGUGGCCAUGCCCGUCCAACUUAAUGAGCCGCUCAACACCCUGCAGAGACUGUGUGAGGAGCUGGAGUACAGUGAACUUCUCGACAGGGCUGCCAACACACACGACCCCUUUGAACGUAUGGUAUACAUAGCUACAUUUGUAGUAUCAGGCUAUGCAUCCAGCUACUACAGGACUGGGGGGAAACCUUUCAACCCCAUCUUGGGAGAAACAUAUGAAUGUGACCGGCCUGAUAAAGGCUUUCGAUUUGUUGCAGAGCAGGUCAGCCAUCAUCCACCAAUCUCAGCCUGCCACGCAGAGUCUAAAAACUUCAUCUAUUGGCAAGACGUGAGGUGCAAGAACAAAUUCUGGGGAAAGUCAAUGGAGAUUGUUCCUGUUGGUACCAUUCAUGUAGCUCUACCAGGAACUGGAGACCACUACGAGUGGAACAAGGUGACGUCCUGCAUCCACAACAUUCUUAGUGGACAACGCUGGAUUGAGCACUAUGGAGAGAUCUCCAUCAGAAACUCUGCCAGUGACAUUUGUCAAUGCAAGAUCACGUUUGUUAAGGCCAAGUACUGGAAUUCAAGUGUGAAUGAGAUUGAAGGAACUAUCACAGAUAAUAAAGGGAAGGUCACCCGAAGGCUCUUUGGAAAGUGGCAUGAAUCAGUUUUCUGUGGAGACCCGCCUUCAGCCACAUGCGUCUGGAGAGCAAAUGCAAUGCCAGUAGACCACGAGCAGUACUUUGGUUUCACCAAGUUUGCUAUCGAAUUGAAUGAGCUCGACCCAUCCCUUAAACAGCUGCUACCGCCCACAGACACCAGACUACGCGUGGACCAACGACUGCUGGAGGAGGGGAACUUGGAGGCCGCGGAAGAGCAUAAACAGAGGAUUGAACAGCUGCAGAGAGAAAGACGGAGACUCCUGGAGGAGAGCAACAGUGCACAUCAGCCUAAAUUCUUCAGGAAGUCAAAGGAUGAUACCUGGGUGAGCAACAACACAUACUGGGAGCUGAGGAAGGAGACCAACUUUAAUCACAUGGAGAGUCCGACACUGUGGUGACACCCACACUACAGACUCCACACAUACAUUUAGACCGGCACAGCCUCUAAUGUGAUCAGGGCUGGUUCUGGAGAUUUCUGUAUCCCAGUCUUACCGUUCACAUUCAGUGCUGGUCACACUUUUUGCAAUUAAUAAAGUCAUUGCCUUAAUUGCAAGUGCUUCUAGAAGUUGUGUAAACAUUGUUUAUGCAAAGAUAUUAUCAGAAUGUUGAUACAUUUUGACAAUGUUGCCCAUGUUUUCACUGGAUAUAUUACAUUUUACUACUAAAACUGAGAAAGGGACAACUACAUGAUAUAAAGGGUAACAAAUCCUUAUCAUAACUGGUAUAUAUAAUCUUUGAAUUUAACGAACAACUGGUCACUUUAGCUGUUGUGUUGUCAUGGACAUUCUCUACCUCGGAGACAAACAAGCCUAGAUAUGCGAUGACCGUGUGUACAUAUCCAAACAUCCAAUAUUUAUUCUGCACCUGCCUGAUGCCUUACUCAUUGUACUCAUGAUGUUAAUCUGUUUUUUUCUGCACCUCCGAUAUCUUUUAAAAUGUUUUUUUAAAGGAAUUCUCAGCACCUAAAGACAGAUAUUUCAAACCAUACCUUUUUUGUUGGUCUCAUAACAAUCAUCUGUUUUUUUUGCUAAGACUUUGUGAAUGAUUGUGCAACCAUGAGCAGCAGUAGCAAACAUGAAAUCCAGCCUUUUUUUCCACUCUGUCCAUUGCUGAAUUGUGUACAUGGACCCUGGGCUUCGGGACCAAACAUGUCAAACCUUAUGUUACAAGAGCUCAAAUAAAAUAUCUGAUGCCUUUUUUCGUGAAGUCA
Messenger RNA from Labrus mixtus (cuckoo wrasse), 3653 nucleotides. RefSeq names its product oxysterol binding protein-like 3b (gene osbpl3b). The transcript has 23 exons. The record is from RefSeq and is a predicted model, not a curated record. Bases 208 to 2841 code for a protein of 877 amino acids. Gene Ontology annotation, cellular component: plasma membrane; cytosol; intracellular membrane-bounded organelle. Lineage: Eukaryota; Metazoa; Chordata; Actinopteri; Labriformes; Labridae. Gene Ontology annotation, molecular function: cholesterol binding.